Messenger RNA from Penicilliopsis zonata CBS 506.65, 1216 nucleotides. RefSeq lists its product as hypothetical. The record is from RefSeq and is a predicted model, not a curated record. The transcript has 3 exons. Lineage: Eukaryota; Fungi; Ascomycota; Eurotiomycetes; Eurotiales; Aspergillaceae. The coding region runs from base 80 to 1216 and encodes 378 amino acids.
CGUGGGAUCUCCGAAAUAGACGCUAAUUUGUCCACGGAGUCCAAACCGACGAUCGAGACAAGUGAUCCCACACACCCCAAUGAAGGGAAUAAGGGGAGGGAUGAAAAACAGGACGACAGUUCCAAAUCACCACUUGCUGGAAAGACGGCGUUUGAGGUUCACAUCAUGGACCUGUCUUCUUCAACUACAAUAUCCAGUAUCCCACACCCUCACAGCACGGAUUCUAUGGCACCGGGUGGAUGUGAGCGACCUCGCUGAGGGCAAAGGUCAGAAGAAGCCUUCCACAGACGCAGCAGUUGGCCUAGGAUUCUCUACCGAAGCAGAGGAUUAUGCUGCUAAGCUCCUGAACCGCAAUCGGGAUUGGAAAGGUAUCGUAGGCAUAUCAAAAAGCAUGGUGGAGAUCCCAGCCCUGACGCCUCCCGACUCAAAGGCGAAUUUGCCAACGUGCGAAAAGUUUAACUGGAGGUCCGCAAGCUCAAGCAGGAUGGGGAGCCCAUGGACCUCGACGUUUCUUUGGAUGUGGGACGCUCUGUGGGAAGCCACCUGCCAGAGGGCAGUAGCGAGACGACAGGGACUACUUCCUCCGAAAACACGCUCAGCCAAACCCUCCGCAGCCAUGUCGAGGCCGCCGCCAGGAAGAGAGAGCCGGGAACAGGACCGUCCAGAAGAUAUCACCAAUGCGUCGCUCAUGUUCCUUCUCGUGAAACUCUGCUUAGACAUGAAAAGCCCGGAAGUCCAAUGGGACUUGCAGAAGCCUCGCCUGAUCUUUCAGCUGGCUCAUCAGGGUCAUUCAUUGACUCUAUUUGCAGAUGGUCAAUUGGUCGCGGUUGACAAUCAGGAGGAUAUCCACUGUCUCGUAGAGGUGAAACCCCACCUUAUCACGACGCCAUCGUCUGCAGCCAAAAUCCUUCGGCAGGAUGCGAGGGAGAAACGGUUGAAAAAUCGCUACAUCAUGCUCACUGAGUUCUCCAAUGAGAUCUAUCUGGUCGUUGCCCGUUACAAGCAAGCCUACCUUGAUUAUCUCGUCGACAACACAAUCAGCCAUGACAAGCUCGCUGAAGACCAGGACACCUUUCUGCACCUCUAUCUUGCCGGCCCGCUAGACAUUUACGACUCGGACAACGUGCAGAUCGUUGGAACCUUUGCGGUCACCCUGACCAAGCAGCAAUGCUUAGAUUUGCAAAAGAGGAGGAAGGAGAGGAAGAAGAAGAGUUAG